Messenger RNA from Morchella importuna, 1791 nucleotides. RefSeq lists its product as uncharacterized. Gene Ontology annotation, biological process: attachment of mitotic spindle microtubules to kinetochore; homologous chromosome segregation; meiotic sister chromatid segregation. The coding region runs from base 1 to 1791 and encodes 596 amino acids. Gene Ontology annotation, molecular function: protein binding; microtubule site clamp. The record is from RefSeq and is a predicted model, not a curated record. Lineage: Eukaryota; Fungi; Ascomycota; Pezizomycetes; Pezizales; Morchellaceae. Gene Ontology annotation, cellular component: chromosome, centromeric core domain; nucleolus; monopolin complex. The transcript has 4 exons.
AUGGCACCUAGGAAGAGAGCCGCGCAAACGCUGAGCGCACAUAUCGAUUCUAGCAGCGAUGACGAGGCAGUAAUUGAAGAAGCCAAGGUUGUUUCAGUCUUGCAGAAGAGAGCCACGGGGAAGCGUGCCACUGCUACAAGGAAAGCAUCAACCACUGCAGCCGAGAAGAAACCUGCCGCUCGCGGAAAAAGAAAGGCGGCAGCUACAGAAGAUGAGGAAGAGAUAGACGACCCCAUCAAGGAUGACGAAGCUUUGGAUGACACAGUUAUUGUCGUUGACGAAGGAAAGAAAAAAGGAGGAAAGGCGCCAGCUAAACCAGCAAAGAAGGAACCUGCUAAGAGAGCAAGAGGGAAAAAGGCUGCCACAGAGGAGCCAGAGCCAGAGCCAGAGGAAGAUGAAGAACAAGCGGAGUUAGUUCAAGAAGAGAGCACGGUUAGCACAACGAAGAGGGGUAAGAAGGCUGCUGCUGAACCCGCUGCUCCGGCGCCAGAAAAGAAGAAGCGUAUGUCGAAGAAAGAUAAGGAAGCUGCGGAUAAAGAGACUGCAGAGGCCCAAUUCACACCGAUGGAGCUCGAUCUACCCUCUGGCAAAGAAACGGAUAAUAACCAGGAGCUAGAUAUCGCCGGAGUACAUCAAGCCGGGAUAAGGAAAGGCGGCGGCGGGAAAGGGGUUGUGCCGAAGGGGAAGGGAAAAGGAACGAAGUCUGAUCACGAGAUUGAUACUGAGGAGGAUGAUCUUUCACAAGUUCCAAUGAAAAUAACAAUCCCGAUGCCACCCCCAGGGAGGGGUAAGGGAAAGAGGCAAAUCUCCGCCGGAGAUGAGAAAGCACUUAGAGAUCUCCAAGAGGCAUAUGAAGAACUCCAAAGCAGAUAUGACAAACUUCAGGAAGCUAAAGAAUCUGAACCUGAACGAGCUUUGAAAGAAUUCCGGAAGAAUAUGAAGGAGAAAGAUGAAGAAAGAAAUAAGGUCAUCUCAAAUCUACAGGGUGAACUGAAAGCUCAGCAGGCGCUUUUCGGGGAAUCAAGAGCUGUCCAGAAGAAACUCAUUGCCAAGGAGACGGAAGUUUCGAAAUUGCAAGAAAAGGUUCAGGAAUUGAGUAAAAGUCUCCAUGAUCAGCAGAAUGAGAAUCAAGUAAUUUCAGCAAAGCUUGCGCAGGCUCAACAUCAAAUUGCGCAGGCACACACCCAGAAAAGCAACGCACAAGCCCCCGGAAGCGCUGUUAAGUCCGGUUAUCGAGGACCGUUGGGUGCCCCGAAGGCCAAUCUUAACAUGGCGGCAGAUGAUGCUAAACUCAAGGAGGAUCUAUAUGCAGAUCUUUGUGGUCUGAUCAUCGUUAACGUCAAGAAGGAAAAUGACUGUAAUGUUUUUGAAUGUCUGCAGACGGGCGUUGACGGAUUGGCUAUCCAUUUCAAGCUGUCAGUUCCGACCCAAAGCACAAAACCGAAAAAGGCUUCUAAUCAUGAAAGCAAAACUCCCGGUGACAUCGAUGAGAUUGACGACGACGAAGUCCUAUUUAUCCCGCUGAUUGAUCAAGUGAGAGACAAGUCCGUCAUUGAAAUAUUACCUACAUAUCUUCGUGGUGAAAUCUCUUUCCAGAAGGACCACAUGACCAAGUUUUAUCAAAAGAUCAACACCUUGUUCAUGAUGAGUAUUAGCACGCGCAAACCCCAAUCAGAUUCUACUGAAGAGGAGAGCGACGACGAAGAGGAGGAGGAAGAUGAGGAGGAAGAUGAGGAUGAGACUGAAGAGGACGAGGAAGACGGCGACGAGAAGAUGGAAGAAGCAAAGUAG